This is a messenger RNA of Triticum aestivum (bread wheat), 605 nucleotides long. RefSeq names its product putative cysteine proteinase inhibitor 7. The record is from RefSeq and is a predicted model, not a curated record. The transcript has a single exon. Lineage: Eukaryota; Viridiplantae; Streptophyta; Magnoliopsida; Poales; Poaceae. Gene Ontology annotation, molecular function: cysteine-type endopeptidase inhibitor activity. The coding region runs from base 90 to 446 and encodes 118 amino acids.
GUGCCCCGACUGAUCUGAGUAUCUGACCGCUCUUAAGCUUCCAAACCUCACUGAUAGAUCCAAAGCCAGCACAGCGAAAACCAGCAGCCAUGAGGACCAGCAUCACCCUCGUCAUCGGGGUGGCCGCCAUCAUCUACGCGGUCGCCAUGCCCGCCACGGCGAUGCCCGGCGGGUGGGAACACAUCCGUAACAUCAACGACCCGAAGAUCCAGGGGCUCGGCAAUUGGGCGGUGGGGGAGCACGUGAAGCAGGCGGGCGGCCGGCUCAGGUUCAGCAAGGUGGUGCUGGGCACGGUGCAGGUGGUGUCAGGCUUCAACUACCGGCUCCUCGUCCAGGCGCUGAACGUCGCCGGCAAGAAGGACGCGUACAAGGUGGAGGUGUACGAGGCGGCGGCCAACAAAGGCCGCAAGCUCGUCUCCUUCACCCCGGUCGCCGAAGAGGCGUAGGCCUUUUGGUGCAUUUGUAAUUCUUGAUGGACAUCGCCACAGCUCACAAGCAAUAUUAAUGAGGCAUCAAAAAGUUACAGAUCCAACUGCAUUACCUUUGACUCACAUAAUCUAAAUGUCACUCUCGUGUGUAUUCUAGAAAAGAAAAUUUUGAGCUAA